Messenger RNA from Oryzias melastigma (Indian medaka), 4863 nucleotides. It is a transcript of the gene adgra3, whose product is annotated as adhesion G protein-coupled receptor A3. The coding region runs from base 675 to 4649 and encodes 1324 amino acids. Gene Ontology annotation, cellular component: plasma membrane; external side of plasma membrane. Gene Ontology annotation, molecular function: G protein-coupled receptor activity; protein binding. Gene Ontology annotation, biological process: G protein-coupled receptor signaling pathway; cell surface receptor signaling pathway. The record is from RefSeq and is a predicted model, not a curated record. The transcript is spliced from 19 exons. NCBI's taxonomy places the organism in Eukaryota, Metazoa, Chordata, Actinopteri, Beloniformes, Adrianichthyidae.
CCAACCGGAUGUGCUUUCAUUUCCUUUGCCUAGCUUGCUCGCUGACGGUUUUAGUUUAACAAAAUCUCAGAUUCGGAGGAGCUACCUGUGACUAUGGAAGUUUUUUGGAAACGACUUUUAUUAAGUUUUAACCAAUUUUGGUUUAAUUUUUGAGUCAUUUUGGGGGUUUGAAGGUUAUUUUUCCCGCUUUUGUGUAGUUUUUUGGGAAAGUAAUUUCCUGUGUGUGUUUGAGGAUAAUGUAGUCGCGCGUUCGUCUUCGGUGAGGGACGGGGUACAAAGUACCACGGGAGUUCAUGUGGAGCCUGGCGGUAUUUCCUGAAGUUUUACCCCGAGAUGACUGCAGCUGCCUCCCGCGGAAAGACGACACGGACCCGCUCCCACGCUACGAGCAACAAAGAAGCUCCCAAACCCGGACAAGUUUGUUCGAAACUAGCUUAAAUUUUCUGUUUAUGGAUUUAUGGGAAACGAAGCACGCGCCAGAACGGAAUGGGAAUUGUAAAUGAGCCAAACAAAGGACACCUCCGUUGGACUUGACGCCGAGGAAAGAGGGGGAGAAAUGGGGGAAAGCUCGCGGAAGACAAAGGUCUCCGGCUUUUAAGGCGAAGUCCCCUCUAACCCACAGCCGUUUUGUGUCGUCGUCAAUGCCGCAGUGGUUUUGGUAGUCUUGCGUGAGAAUGGGGCUGCAGUUGUUGGUGUUUUCGCUGCUGCUGCUGGCCGCCUGCUGCCGCUCCACGCCGCCGCCCGCCUGCAAAUCCUCCGACGAACGCCCCAAAAGCGGUGGGAAAAGCCUGACAUCCGACGUGAGGGUGGUCUGCAGCAACAUGGAGCUCCAUCAGGUGUUGCCCCCAGACUCCUACCCAAACAGAACCGUCACUCUAAUUUUAAACAACAACAAGAUUCAAGAACUCCGAAAGGAUUCCUUCAUUGGAUUGUCAUCUUUGGAAAAAUUGGACUUGCGGAGUAACCUGAUCAGCCAUAUUGAUCCAGGCGCUUUUCUGGGCUUGUCAUCACUGAAAAAACUAGAUUUGUCCAACAACAACAUUGGUUGUCUUAAUGCAGACAUUUUCAAGGGCCUGGGCAACUUGAUCCGACUAAACCUUGCAGGAAACAAGUUCUCCUCAAUUUCUCCUGGAACUUUUGAUAACUUGGAAUCUCUAAAGUCAUUAGAGUUUCAGACUCCGUACCUGCUGUGUGACUGCAGCCUUCCAUGGCUGCUCCGCUGGAUCAAAGACCGGAACAUUUCUGUGAAGAACACCAAGUGUUCCUACCCGCAGUCCCUCCAGGGACAGCUGGUCACCUCCAUGGAGCCGGGCAUGCUCACCUGUGACGCUCCGCUGGAGCUGCCCUCCUUCCAGCUGACUCCAUCCCAGCGGCAGGUGGUCUUUCAGGGGGACAGCCUUCCUUUCCAGUGCCAGGCCUCCCGUGUUUCCAAGGACAUGCAGGUGCUGUGGUACCAGAACGGCCGCAUGGUCAAGGCCAACGCCACUCAAGGAAUCUUCAUCGAAACGCCCAUUGUGGAGAACUGCUCCCUGAUUGCGAGCGCGCUGACCAUCUCCAACAUCCAACCUGGUUUCAACGGGAGCUGGGAGUGCCGGGUCUGGACAAGCAGGGGCAACACCACCCGCACCGUCCACAUCGUGGUGCUGCCCAGUUCGGCCAAAUACUGCGCUCCUGACCGCGUUUCCAACAACAGGGGAGAGUUCAGAUGGCCCCGCACUCUGGCAGGCAUCAGGGUCGAACUUCCCUGCAACAGACUGCGCUCGAGUGCUGGCGCCCCACUGGGAGGCUCCGGCAGAGACCGACAAGCGUGGCGCUACUGUAGUCAGGAGGGCCACUGGGCAGAGGAAGACUACUCCCAGUGCCAGUUUCAGAAAGAGGCCACCAGAUUUCUGUUCGUCAUCAAUCAGAUGCCUUUAAACGACAGCAAUGUGAUGGCCAUCGCACAUCGCCUGUUCCUCUUCACUAUCGAUGCCGCCAACUUCUCAGACAAGAUGGACAUCAUCUUUAUAGCAGAGAUGAUAGAAAAGUUUGGCAGAUUUGUGGAAAAGUUUAAGGAUCUGGGGGAAGUGAUGGUUAGCUUGGCCAGCAGCUUGAUGCUGGCUGACGACAGAGUGCUGUGGACGGCGCAGCGGGAGGCCUUGGCCUGCUCUCGCAUCGUCGCCUGCCUGCAGAAGAUCGCCGUCUUCCACCUAGCUACAGCACAAGCCUUUUCCUUGACUUCCCCCAACAUUGCGCUGGAGGCCCACACCAUCAGGGCCAGCGACUGGAACGGCAUGAGCUGCAUCUUGUUCCAGAAGCGCAGCUCCGAGCACACCCCUGCUCAGUUCAUGUUCAAGUGCAACACGUCAAGCUCCUCUCCGAGCGUCAUCUACAGGAGCGCAGCAGUAGACGCUUCCCUGCAACUUCCUCAGCUCCUCUUUGCUCAGGCUGCACCGACGGACGACGCGGUCUACAAGCUCCACCUACUGGCCUUCCGUAACGGCAAGUUUUUUCCCUCCACCGGCAACUCCUCCGUGCUGGCUGAUGGAGGGAGGAAGAGGAGCGUGGCCACGCCUGUUAUCAUGGCUAAGUUAGAUGGUUCAUCCGCUCGUGCCCUGAAGAUCCCCGUUAACGUCACCCUGCGACGCUUCGCACACGGCUCAGACGCCGUAUCCGCCUGUUGGAACAUGAGCCUGGAUGGAGGUCAGGGAGGGUGGAGGAGCGGGUGCUGCCGCAUUCUGGAACAUCAGGACAAUUUUACAGCUUUAUCCUGCAACUCUCUGGGAAGCUACGGUGUUCUCAUGGACCUCAACAGGGUGGAGCCUUUCUCUCCAAGCAUAGAGCCUCUGCACCCAGUUAUCUAUGCAACAAGUGUCACUCUGCUGCUCUGCCUCGUCACUGUUAUUGUUAGUUACAUUUACCAUCACAGGUCCGUUCGAGUGAGCCGCAAGUCUUGGCACAUGUUGGUCAACCUCUGCUUCCACAUCUCACUCACCAGCGGCGUUUUUGUCGGCGGCAUCAAUCAGACACGAUACGCCAGCGUCUGCCAAGCAGUGGGCAUUUUGCUGCACUAUUCGACUCUCGCCACGGCGCUGUGGGUUGGCGUGACCGUACGCAACAUCUACAAGCAGGUGACACGCAAGGCCAAACGCUACGAAGAGCUGGACGAGCCGCCGCCACCGCCGAGGCCGAUGCUCAGGUUCUACUUGAUCGGUGGAGGCAUUCCCACUAUUGUGUGUGGGAUCACUGCAGCAGCCAACAUCAAGAACUAUGGCAGCCAGACAAACGCAGCAUAUUGCUGGAUGGCGUGGGAGCCGAGCAUCGGGGCGUUUUACGGCCCGGCGGGGUUCAUCCUCUUCGUGGACUGCAUGUACUUCCUCAGCAUCCUGCUGCAGCUGCGGCGCCACCCCGAACGCUGCUAUGAGCUGAAGGAGACCACCGAGGAGCAGCACCACCUGGCGGCGGCCAGUGACGCCGGGCCGGACGCUCCCGGCGACCACCCCUUGCAGCCUCACGAGGCGUCCGGCUCCACGGCGUCCGCCCCCCACGCCGUGCCCCUCUCGGCCCUGGAGAACGAGCAAAGCUUCGCCACCCAGCUCAUGGGCGCGGUGGGAGCGCUAGGACUGUACGCGGCGCUCUGGGUGUUUGGCGCCAUGGCGGUGUCGCAGAACUACCCCUUCGACUUGGCUUUUACCUGCCUGUUCGGGGUGGCAGCUCUGGCGCUGGGGGCCUUCAUGGUGGCGCAUCACUGCGUCAACCGACAGGACAUGAGGCGGCAUUGGUCGCAGGCCUGUUGCCCCGGAAGGCGGGCCUACACCGCCCAGGAGGACGUUCUUGUCCCUCUGCCGGGGGCGGCGAUCGCCACCACCGCAGGAUCUGACAACAAAGUCGACGGGGUGUCGACAAAGUCUGGCCACAGCAACGCAGAGUCUGCCUUUACGAACAAAAGCGCUCCGAGCGUACGUAACUCCGCCCACGGCAGCAAACUGACCAACCUGCACGCUGAGGCCGCCCAAUGCAAGUCUGCCUCUGCUCCGGCGGCCACCGGGGGCGCUCUGGACAACAGCCUGACCGAGCACUCACUGGACAACGAGAUCAAGAUGCACGUGGCGCCGGUGGAGGUGCAGUUCCGCCCCAUGAACAACAUGAACGGACACGCCGGGAGGCAUCAUAAAAACCGGGCGCGGACGCACAGAGGGAGCCGGCUGACGGUGCUGCGCGAGUACGCCUACGACGUGCCCACCAGCGUGGAGGGCAGCGUGCAGAGUGCCCCCCACAGGCGGCACCACCACUACGACAUGGCGGCGCGGAACAGCCGGCGAGCCGCCUACAUGGCCUACAGGGAGCGGCACCAGAGCCAGCUGCAGCAGGACAGCAGCGACAGCGCCAGCCUGCCGCGGCGCCCCCGCCACUCCGACAAAGGCAAAGCCGCGCUCGGGAACGGGGCGUUGGUGACCGUAGAGUCCGAACUGCUGGCGUCGAGCUCCGGUAAAGACUGCGGUCCGGUACGGCGGACCGGCAGCACAGAGCUGGAAAGCCAAACCAAGUCAUACGGACUCAACCUGGUCACUCAGAACGGCGGCGCGGUGAAAGCAAAUGAACAAGUCAUGCUUUUGAGUAACGGAGACGGUCAGAAAAACUGCUUGUGGAAACAUGAAACUACUGUGUAGCAACAGUUUCCUUCCUCACACCUUUGACACUGUGAAACUUUACAAGAUUUUUUAUUCCUGCAUAAAGUCCUUCAAAGUUGUAAUAAGCCACUGUCCUCGUAGAUGUUUUGAUUGUAUUUUUAUAACUUUUAAUCCUGUAUUCCUUCAGAGGCAUGAAAUGCCCUUGUGCUUUCCACCUUUGUGCUCUCAGCAACAAUAAAACACAUUUCAUUGA